AUGGGCCCGGAGCCCCGGCGCGGCGGGAACGGCACCGCCCAGGCCGCGAGAGAAACAAGAGCAGAGGCCAAUUCUCCUUUUCAAGAGGAGGAGCACUCUGGAUCCCUGGGUGAGGUGGGGACCUUGAACCCUGAAGUUACUCUAUCUUUGGAGGGGACCUUGGACUUAGAGGACAUUCUCUACCUGGGGGACACAGGGGACUUUGAUGACACACUGUAUAUGGAAGAGAUUGAGAAGCCUGAGGAGAUGCUGUAUAUUGAGGAGACCAGGCAGCCAGAUGAGGCUCUGUACGUAGAAGAGCCUGUGAAGCCAGAGGAGACACUGUGUGUGCAAGAGCCUGUGAAGCCAUUGGAGACACUGUGUGUGCAAGAGCCUGUGAAGCCAGAGGAGACACUGUGUGUGCAAGAGCCUGUGAAGCCAGAGACACUGUAUGUACAAGAGCCUAUGAAGCCAGAACAGGCCAUAAACCCAGAUCAGAUGGUCUAUGGGGGUGAGACUGUCACGACCGAGGAGAAACCUAACCCUGAGGAGAGCCUCAGAGCUGGGCCUAGUCCCAGCACAGAGAGCCUGAGCAUAGAGGACCUGGAAUUGCUUGAGGGGCGUUUCCAGCAAUGUGUCCAAGCUGUGGCCCAGCUGGAAGAGGAGAGGGAUCAGCUCAUCCAUGAGCUUGUGUUGCUUCGGGAACCAGCCCUACAGGAGGUACAACAAGUACAUCAGGACAUCCUGGCUGCCUACAAACUACAGGCCCAAGCAGAGCUGGAGAGGGAUGGGAUAAGGGAGGAGAUCCGGCUGGUCAAGCAGAAGCUGUUCAAGGUGACAAAGGAAUGCGUGGCGUACCAAUACCAGCUGGAAUGCCGCCGGCAGGACGUGGCCCAGUUUGCCGAUUUCCGGGAAGUGCUGACUGCACGGGCAGCCCAGCUCUCCGAGGAACGGGCCCAGCUCCGGGAUGCCUAUCAGAAGCAGAAGGAACAGUUACGGCAACAACUAGAAGCACCUCCAAGCCAGAGGGAUGGACACUUUCUGCAGGAGAGCCGGCGGCUUUCUGCCCAAUUUGAGAACCUCAUGGCAGAGAGCCGCCAGGGCCUGGAGGAGGAGUAUGAGCCUCAGCUGCUGCGGCUCCUAGAGAGGAAAGAAGCCGCUGCCAAAGGUCUACAGAAAACCCAGGCCGAGAUCCAAGAGAUGAAGGAGGCUCUGAGACCCCUGCAAACAGAGGCCCAGCAGCUCCACCUGCAAAACAGGAACCUGGAGGACCAGAUCACACUUGUGAGGCAAAAACGAGAUGAGGAGGUGCAGCAGUACAGGGAACAACUAGAGGAAAUGGAAGAACGGAAGAGGCAGUUAAGAAGUGGGGUGCAACUCCAGCAACAGAAAAACAAAGAGAUGGAGCAGCUACGUAUCAGCCUUGCUGAAGAGCUCUCAACUUAUAAGGGCUGUCUAGAAGUGUACGGCCGAAUCUAUAACCCAGAAACAACCAAGAAACUUCUUAGCAAGGAUCACUAAGUGCCCUUUGGACAUACUUUUUUUUUUCAGAGAAAGGAGUGCCAGCGGUUUGGCAAGCAAUUUGCCCUGAGAAAGUUACAAAUACUGGCUGACCUGUUUAAAAAGAUUUUAGGGCUGGCUGGAGGCAGAACACCAUCAGUCCCUUAGCUGGAUUCUGUUUCAUAGGCUGCUGGUACUCAUUUCAAUGUACGGAGGAAUGAAAAAAUAACCCUCACAUGCACACCGAGUAAAGGAUGAAUGUAUGGACACACCUUGCAGUGAUCUGAAGAAUGUAUCUUGCCUUGCGUUGACCUACACUAAAGACAUUUUGUUGGAGCACAGGUGGGGGUCAAAAAGGCAGGCAAUUUUCAUUGUAUGGGUUUACAAUUUGAAUUCUUUUGUGCAACAAGUAUUGGACUUUAAAUGAAUCUUCUUACAACAUUUA
Molecule: messenger RNA, 1924 nt
Organism: Pteropus alecto (black flying fox)
Lineage: Eukaryota; Metazoa; Chordata; Mammalia; Chiroptera; Pteropodidae
Gene: SYNC
Product: syncoilin, intermediate filament protein
Biological process (GO): intermediate filament-based process
Cellular component (GO): sarcolemma; intermediate filament; cytosol
Source: RefSeq, a predicted model, not a curated record